Messenger RNA from Lolium perenne, 1692 nucleotides. RefSeq lists its product as uncharacterized. Gene Ontology annotation, biological process: regulation of DNA-templated transcription. Lineage: Eukaryota; Viridiplantae; Streptophyta; Magnoliopsida; Poales; Poaceae. Gene Ontology annotation, molecular function: DNA-binding transcription factor activity; DNA binding. The record is from RefSeq and is a predicted model, not a curated record.
CUCCUCUUGAUGAAAAUAAUUAGGAAAAUUAAUUAAAUCAUUGAUCAGAAUGCCUCCACAGCCUUCUCCCUCUAUAAAACCCCAGCCUGCGUCUUCUUCCACCUCUGCUUGACUCCCCCCACCACUCUUGCUCGGCCCACCACCAUUGACACAGAGAUCAUGAAGAGAUCCCCUCCCGCCCCUCCUCCUCCUCAGCCGUCUCCUUCUUCCUCCUCGCCGGCAUGCUCGCCUUCCCCGUCGUCGUCAUCGUCUCCGUCCUCCUCUGACUCUUCAUCGAUCGCCAUUCCCCGCAAGAGAGCACGGACGCAGAAGGCCGCAAGCAGCAAGGCCAAGGGGGCGGCCAAGAGGCCCAAGAGAGACGCCAGCCGGAGCAGCAAGGAGCCCGACGCCCCCUCCAAUGGCGCCGCCGCCGCCGGGAAGAGGAGCUCCAUCUACAGGGGAGUCACAAGGCACAGAUGGACAGGCAGAUUUGAGGCGCAUCUCUGGGACAAGAACUGCUUCACUUCCAUCCAGAACAAGAAGAAAGGGAGGCAAGUCUAUCUGGGGGCUUAUGAUACAGAGGAGGCAGCUGCUCGCGCAUAUGACCUUGCAGCUCUGAAAUAUUGGGGUCCUGAGACAAUACUCAAUUUCUCAGUGGACGACUAUGCCAAAGAGAGGUCAGAGAUGGAGGCCGUCUCAAGGGAGGAGUACCUCGCCGCCCUCCGCCGCCGGAGCAGCGGCUUCUCAAGGGGGGUGUCCAAGUACCGGGGCGUCGCCAGGCACCACCACAAUGGGCGGUGGGAGGCGCGGAUUGGACGGGUGCUGGGGAACAAGUACCUCUACCUGGGAACCUUUGAUACCCAAGAGGAAGCAGCCAAGGCUUAUGAUCUUGCAGCCAUCGAAUACCGAGGAGCCAAUGCUGUAACCAAUUUUGACAUUAGCUGCUACCUGGACCAGCCGCAGUUACUCGCACAGCUGCAGCAAGGGCCACAGGUGGUGCCAGCAUUGCAAGAGGAACUUCAACAUGACCUCCAAAGUGACAAUGCAGUCCAAGAGCUCAGUUCAGAUGAAGCGCAGAUGCCUGGCGCCGUCGAUGAGCCGAUUGCAGCAAACGACAGCACUGAAAGCAUCAAUGCGCCCCUUGUUUUUGACUACAGCAUCGAGGAGAACCUCUGGAGCCCUUGCAUGGAUUAUGAAUUGGACUCUAUUUUGGGGACUAAUAUCAGCAACUCGAUGGAUCUGAGUGAGUGGUUCAAUGAUGCCGCCUUCGAGGGCAACAUGGGGUGCCUGUUUGAAGGAAGCUCCAACAUCGACGACUGCAGCAGCAAACAUGGUGCAGAUUUGUCAGCAUUUGAUUUUUUUAAGGAAGGCGACGAUAAGCAGAAGGAUGUUUCAAACAUGGAAAGAGAAAUAACUCCUCAAGCAAAUGAUGUCUCCUGCCCUCCAAAAAUGAUCACUGUGUGUAAUUGAGCGUGAGCGUCUAUGUGUUCUUAUAUCUCAGGAAGUUUUCAGGUUUUCAUGUUGGGUAUACUUCUUAGUUUAGUUUCUUGUAGGCUGUCUGAUCAUGUCGGAGAGAUUCAUGUGUUCAUUCCUCCCCAUCCUUUGAGAAAACCCAAAGGCAUUCAGCUUGGUAUGACAUGAGAACCAGUGUUCCUUUUUUAUCUUCUAAAGUUUAACCAAUUACAAUAUAUGAUAACUUAGAAGUUACAUUUC